Messenger RNA from Rubroshorea leprosula, 808 nucleotides. The record is from the annotation of a GenBank genome assembly. NCBI's taxonomy places the organism in Eukaryota, Viridiplantae, Streptophyta, Magnoliopsida, Malvales, Dipterocarpaceae.
CAUAAAAAUACCCAACGAAACAGACACCAAGGCAGAGAGGGUGAAGCAAGCCAAAGUCGUGCAAAUGGGCAUAAGAGAAAUUGUAGUCGCAGGCACCAUCAUCGUAAUCCAUGAACUUGAUGAUGUUUAUGACUCGGUCACAGGUCGUCCUCUUACUGGCUCAUGGGUCUGGGACUCGGCUCUCGUUUUGUCUAAGUGGAUGUUUACUCAGGUUGACUUUCAGGGCAAUUCUGUUCUUGAGGUUGGUGCUGGUGCCGGGGUCCCAGGAUUGGUCGCGGCUCGGUUAGGAGCAAGCCGAGUUGUCCUCACAGAUGUUAAGCCGUUGCUUCCUGGACUACUGAAAAAUGUUGAAGCUAAUACCCUUACAGACCGAGUUGAAGUGAAGGAGCUAGUGUGGGGAUCGGACGAGUCAGCGCUUCGACUCGGUGAAACGGGUAAGUUCGAUAUAGUUUUGAUGAGUGACGUGUUUUUUGAUCCAGAGGGAGUGGAAGGGCUUGGGAGGACCCUCAAGAUGGUUUGCGGAGACAACACAAACAUUUGGGCGGCGAGCGAGUUAAGGCCGUGGACUGGCGAGUGCUUGAACCAGCUAACUGUUAUGGGAUUUGGAGUGGUCGAGUUGCCGAGUGAACCCAGUGAAUCUAUAAAAGGGGAAGAUUCUAACCCGUUUGCCAUCUUUCAUAUUGCACCACCAGCUGAAGAGAAGUGCAGUGCUGAGUCUUGAAAAGCUCUGGCUUUUGACGAUGCAAUUGACAGAUUUGAUAUGGGUGUAGAGUACUCUCGUAAUACGAAAUACAAACGGAACCAGGAC